Molecule: messenger RNA, 1091 nt
Organism: Stegodyphus dumicola
Lineage: Eukaryota; Metazoa; Arthropoda; Arachnida; Araneae; Eresidae
Product: dopamine D2-like receptor
Biological process (GO): G protein-coupled receptor signaling pathway
Cellular component (GO): plasma membrane
Molecular function (GO): dopamine neurotransmitter receptor activity, coupled via Gi/Go; G protein-coupled receptor activity
Source: RefSeq, a predicted model, not a curated record
AUUCAUUGCCGUGACUCAACCGAUAAAGUACUCGAAGCACAAGAACAAUAAGCGUGUCUUCUUGACCAUCGUCUUCGUAUGGCUAGUCUCUGCUGCGAUUGGUUCUCCCAUUGUACUUGGUCUCAAUACAUCUCCAGAAAGGAUACCUAAUCUCUGCGUGUUCUAUAAUUCUGACUUCCUCAUCAUCUCUUCUCUGAGCUCCUUCUACAUACCAUGUAUACUGAUGGUAUAUCUCUACUACAAAAUAUUCAGAGCUAUCCACGAACGAGCAAAGAAAGCGAUAGGACAAAAGAUGCCGACCAGAUCAAAACUUCCAGAAGAUAGAGGACUUGUUAUCGAAAAUGCUUCUCAAAUGGAUUGUAAGGAAUUUACAGGUUCUAGAUCGGAUGACAAUAAAGAACGCCAGAAUCUGAACAAAUUAAUACCUCUGAUAGAAUCAGAAGAAGUCAGUCAAAUGUGCCCUUCAGAGAACGUAGAAGACCUGGAAGAAGACGAAGAAUCGCCGUCUGCUGAUAAAGAAGAGUGCCACGUUAUUACCAACAUAGCAGUAUCUAGUUUUGUAAACGAUGGACCUUAUACUCUCACUGAAACGGGAUUCAGCCGGUCCCAGGUAGGCGACAAAGCAGCAACGCCUGCCUUCAAAGUGAAUGGAUCUAGCAUAGAUGACAAAGGAAAUUUUCGAAACGUAAACAUCUUGACAAUUACAGAGAUUGAAAAGAAAAAUCGAUUCAGGCUUGCUAAAAACCAGAAAAUCAAGAAGAAGAAGAAGAAGAGAGAGAAAAGUGCAGCUAAACGUGAGAGGAAAGCCACUAAAACGUUGGCCAUAGUCUUAGAUUAUUUCACUGAGAGAAAAAAGAAGAAAAGCAAAACGAUAAUUGAAUUAACUAAGCGUUUUCUUGAUAUGCUGGGUGCCAUUCUUCACUUGCAAUAUUCUAGAUGCAAUCUGCAUUAAACUCCAGAGCGAUUCAUGCCGACCCGGUGUGACAGCUUUUCUACUAACGACUUGGUUGGGUUACAUAAACAGCUGUGUUAAUCCUGUCAUUUACACCAUUUUUAACAUGGAAUUCCGUAAAGCAUUCAAAAAACUAUUA